Molecule: messenger RNA, 585 nt
Organism: Camelus dromedarius (Arabian camel)
Lineage: Eukaryota; Metazoa; Chordata; Mammalia; Artiodactyla; Camelidae
Product: histone H3.1
Exons: 1
Coding region: 88-498 (136 amino acids)
Cellular component (GO): nucleosome
Molecular function (GO): structural constituent of chromatin; DNA binding; protein heterodimerization activity
Source: RefSeq, a predicted model, not a curated record
CACCUUCGGUACUAUAAAUACUAGCAAUGAUACCGGGCGACAUAUUUGUGCAAGUGUUUCGUAUAUUACUUUUAAUGCUUGUUUGUCAUGGCUCGAACUAAACAAACUGCUCGCAAGUCAACUGGUGGCAAGGCGCCGCGCAAGCAGCUGGCUACCAAGGCGGCCCGCAAGAGCGCGCCGGCUACGGGCGGCGUGAAGAAGCCUCACCGCUACCGGCCCGGCACGGUGGCCCUGCGCGAGAUCCGCCGCUACCAGAAGUCCACGGAGCUGCUGAUCCGUAAACUGCCGUUUCAGCGUCUCGUGCGCGAGAUUGCCCAGGACUUCAAAACAGACCUCCGGUUUCAGAGCUCAGCCGUGAUGGCACUGCAGGAGGCAUGCGAAGCCUAUCUCGUGGGUCUUUUCGAGGAUACCAAUCUGUGCGCCAUCCACGCCAAGCGCGUCACCAUUAUGCCAAAGGACAUCCAGUUAGCGCGCCGGAUCCGUGGAGAGCGAGCAUAAUUACACUACCGUUUUUCUUUGAAAUCUCAACCAAAGGCUCUUUUCAGAGCCACCCACAUUUUCAAGUAAAGUGGCUGUAAGAAACUA